AUGGAUUCUAGUGACUCAUAAGAAGAUUCAUAUUAAAGAGUAUGAAUAAUGUAUUAGUUAAGGAUUCAUUACUGGAAAUACUCACAGUUGGACAAUUCAAAAAAUAAAAUGAAAGUGAAAAAUUAUCGAUCGAUUUUUCUAAUCAAGUGCUGAACUUAGGAAUGUUUGCAAAACCAAAAUAAACUUACAUUUAAAACACAAAUCACACAAAAGAAUUAUAUAUUUCUGUCAUUAAAAGUAUAACAAUAUAUAAACUUAAGAGAUCAUAGAUCAAUUAGUUUAUUAAAUAAAAUCAAUAUUUUGAGUAAGGAUCGUAGAAAUCUAUACAGCCCUAAAAGGAAAACAAACUAAAUUGAAGAUUAUUUAUUAGAAAAACAAGUUGAAAGAGUCAUUAAUACAGUAAGAAGAAAAAGUUGUAUGUGCUUAUAAUGUGGACAACAAAGUGAUUUUGAAAAACGUAUGAACACUUUUCAAGUAAAAACUUAGCAAUAAAUAAAUACUGAAAUACGAUUACUAAAGUACAAUACAAGAAAUCAGUUUAAGCAAUAAUCUUUAAUUAGACUACACAAAAUAAAAUAAUUAUAAAACUAAAAAUAUCACUACUCCAGUCUUUCAGCUUAAUUAGAUGAUUAGAUUUAAUAUAAUCAACCUCCUAUAAAUACCCCAAACAUAGUUGAUAUACAAUUGAAAUUCAAGAAGAAAAUAAUAGCUCAACCUGUUAUAUUAAAAUAAUAUUUACCAACAACAAAAAAUUAUUAUGUGAAAUAAUAUCAUAUUACUUCCAGGAUAAGAGCCAAUAAUACUCCAACAUAAAAAACCUUACCUUCACUUAAAAUUUUAACUUAAAGCAGAAGAAAUCUAUUUGAUAAUAAAUUUUAUUGA
Molecule: messenger RNA, 882 nt
Organism: Paramecium sonneborni
Lineage: Eukaryota; Ciliophora; Oligohymenophorea; Peniculida; Parameciidae
Source: the annotation of a GenBank genome assembly